Suncus etruscus (white-toothed pygmy shrew) is the source of this 1282-nucleotide messenger RNA. RefSeq names its product chromosome 12 C2orf68 homolog (gene C12H2orf68). The record is from RefSeq and is a predicted model, not a curated record. The coding region runs from base 11 to 517 and encodes 168 amino acids. The transcript is spliced from 4 exons. NCBI's taxonomy places the organism in Eukaryota, Metazoa, Chordata, Mammalia, Eulipotyphla, Soricidae.
UCGGCUGGACAUGGCGUCCUCGUCUUCUCCGCGUCCCGGGUCGCGGCUCCGCUGUAAGCCCGGCGGGCGGCUGGACAUGAGCCACGGCUUCGUGCAUCACAUCCGAAGGAACCAGCAGGCCCGGGACGACUACGACAAGAAGGUGAAGCAGGCGGCCAAGGACAAGGCCCGGAGGCGCCACACGGCCGCGCCCACGCGGCCCCGCAGGCCCGACCUGCAGGUGUACCUGCCGCGGCACCGAGAUGGUUCUGCGCACCCCAGCAGCCGAGACUGUGCAGAGUCCGCAGAAAGCAGCAGUAGUGUCAGUUCUGAACCAGAGUCUUCCAGCCAUCAGCUCUUCUGCUUAGAAUAUGAGGCAGACAGCGGAGAAGUCACAUCAGUUAUUGUGUAUCAGGACGAUGAUCCAGGAAGGGUGAGUGAAGAGGUGUCAGCUCACACGCCUCUGGAUCCACCCAUGCAAGAGGCCCUCAAGUUGCGCAUCCAAGAAGAGAUUGCCAAGCGCCAAAGCAGACACUGACCUGGUUGAAGGCAUUCUCUCCAAACUGGAUUCGAUUCUCAGGGUCUUCAACCCUCCCUUGGGAGUGCAGAACCAGACUGGGCUGAUCUUGAGUUGAGACACCACCCUCCUUCCCCAAGCAGCCGAAUUCACAAGAAAAGGAUAUUGCAGGGACUGUUCUUGGCUACCUCCCUUGCGGUUCGUUUUUCUUGUAUGUUGGCCCGUUUGAUGAGCCUAAUAAUUUUAGAACUUUUGAGAGUUUUGUUUAGCUAUCUUAGUGUCUGGGUGCAGAAUCCAGAGAGAACCAAGGUUUACAGAGCCUUAGGCUUCCUUGCUGAGGUUGGGUUGUAUGGGCUUGGGGUGCCAGGCCACUGCUAGCUCACUCAGCUCUAGGAACCUUAUUUGUGAUAUCAGAUUUUCACUUACCUGUGCUGCUCAUUUCCAUCCACGUUUUCCUACAUAUUCAAGUGAUCUUUAUUGUCCCCUUUAUCUUUUAGUUUCUGAAUUUACCAGUUUCACCCACCUCCCAAACUGACUAUGCACAUCCAAUUACUCAGGACUUUGGAGGUGGGCCUCUGGGGAGUCUGUCUUCUUGUCUCAGUAAUCCCCAUACCAGUAAACUGGAAAAUCAUUGUUUUUGAAGCCUACUUGCAAGCCUAUGUGUUCCCCUUUCAAAACUUUUGCAAGUGUCAUGGUAUACAAGGCUUUGCACUGUUCAGGCAAAGGAACCCAGAAGGAGGAUGAAACUAAACUUUAGGGAUUUCUGAUGCAAAAUCUGAUCCAUUU